This is a messenger RNA of Fusarium odoratissimum NRRL 54006, 1793 nucleotides long. Its product is annotated as 3-oxoacyl-[acyl-carrier protein] reductase. The transcript has 2 exons. The coding region runs from base 191 to 1123 and encodes 310 amino acids. Gene Ontology annotation, molecular function: oxidoreductase activity, acting on the CH-OH group of donors, NAD or NADP as acceptor. NCBI's taxonomy places the organism in Eukaryota, Fungi, Ascomycota, Sordariomycetes, Hypocreales, Nectriaceae. The record is from RefSeq and is a predicted model, not a curated record.
CGUGGGGUUCUCAACCUUCCCUCCAAAAUCCAUCGCCAUAAUAAAUCGAAAUUUUGAGCAUCAUUUACUUUUUGAAUUUAAUUUUUUAUCAAAGCACAUCCUGGUUUAUGUAAAAUCUCAUUGACUGCGUCCUCAGCGAGCUGUUCUUCGAUCAAUUGAUAUAUACAACCUACUCGUCCUUUCAUCCAUCAUGGCGAAUACAGCAGCUUCCCCCAGGUCUCAUCGUCCCUAUGACUCAAAGCUUGGAAUAGUCACAGGAGGCUCUCGAGGUAUUGGUGCAGCCGUUGCUGCGAGACUCGCUGCCAAAGGAUGCAAUCUUCUCCUUGUUUACACCUCCAACUCGUCCACAGAACUAACCAGAAAUCUUUGCGGCGAGCUAUCAUCUCUGCACAGCAUUAAAUGCCUUGCAGUACAGGCCGAUUUGGGCAAGCCGUCCGAAGCUUCUCCCAAAAUCAUUGAAGCUGCACGUCGCCUUCAUGAUUUAUAUAACCCGCACAAGCCCUUCCAAAUUGAUAUACUAAUCAACAAUGCCGGUGUCUCGUCUAACCAGCAUAUGAAUGAUGAAAGACAUGGAAAAAUUCAAGAAGUCGAGUUUCACCGCGUCUAUAAUGUCAAUGUCUUGGCCCCUCUCCUCCUGACCCAGGCUGUCGCCCCGCAUCUUCCCACAAACCGCGCGGGCCGCAUUGUCAAUGUUUCCAGUGUAUCUUCGUCUAUCGGGUAUCAGGGCCAAUCUGUUUACGCCGGGAGUAAAGCGGCUUUGGAAGCAAUGACACGGACCUGGAGUCGUGAGCUGGCUACUCGUGCCACAGUCAAUGCUGUCAAUCCCGGGCCUGCUUGGGGAGAUAUGUACGCAGCCGCUGGACAGACUUUCUGGAACAUAAACCAGCCUUAUGUUGACGCAGCCCCAUUGGCGCAGUAUAACGGUGAACCGGAGGUUUUGGCUAUGGUUGGGACUGAUGCUGAACGCUUUGAUCGAACGGUACGUGAGAACAUGGGCAAUCGAAGACCUGGGUUUACGACCGAAAUCGCCGGUACAAUUGAUAUGCUCUGUUCAGAAGAGAGUGGGUGGACAACAGGAAGUGUAAUUUGCGCGAAUGGAGGUAUGAAAAUGUCAAUCGCUUAGAAGUUUUCCUACACACUUUCGUCACACGCCAGCAAAGACAUAGAUGAACGGACCGAUCCCAGAACUUCAAUGGUUGCCACAUCCGAGCGGGUUCCCGCUUCAUCACCAAAGAGCAACCCGGGUGUCUAGCCAUUGUGAUUGCUCAUACUAGCAAAUUAUAGCACGAGCUUCCACACGGCAAGUUCAGCCGGUUUCAGAACAACCGCUGGUCGGGUGAAAAGGACCAGGUGUACAGUCGAUCAUCGAUUUCCGUCUUUUCAUGUGGUUAGACGCAUGUUGCUCAUGUCGAGGUGACAAUGAAGAAUUUGUAUGAGAAAACGACCCUUUGCAUUCGAUUGCCUUCAUAGCUCCUCGCCUUAUGCUUGCCCAGGGACAUAACUGCGACUGCGGUACUACGAGCAUAACCGCGGGCACGGUCAACAAUCAGCCAAUCGUGCUAAGCAAUACUUAUAUAUUUUGGAGGUCUGGCGGCUUCUGGCAGGAGUGAAACGGUGGCGCUUCGUAAAAGGGGGUGAAUGCCCUGUCAUAGCUGUGUGCAGCCAUCUACACCAUACGUAAUGCCGAGUACUUUGCAAAGAGCCUCCUCGACAUUGUUGGCAACCUCAUGUAGCGACAUCAAGCAUCUCGGUUUCAUGCCCAAUGUUGUGUGACAAGGUUUAACAGAUUCGAC